Molecule: messenger RNA, 907 nt
Organism: Ornithorhynchus anatinus (platypus)
Lineage: Eukaryota; Metazoa; Chordata; Mammalia; Monotremata; Ornithorhynchidae
Product: molybdopterin synthase catalytic subunit-like
Exons: 7
Coding region: 329-790 (153 amino acids)
Biological process (GO): Mo-molybdopterin cofactor biosynthetic process
Cellular component (GO): cytosol
Molecular function (GO): molybdopterin synthase activity
Source: RefSeq, a predicted model, not a curated record
GUCCUAUGGCGUCGGGCUGAGGAGGCCGCCGAGGACAAGAUGGUGCUGAGCCCGGUGACUGUGCUGUACUUCGCCAAAAGCGCCGAACUUGCAGGCGUCCGCUCAGAGACCAUCUCCGUGCCGCAAGAGAUAAAAUCUCUCCAGCUGUGGGAAGAGAUUGAGAGUCGACAUCCUCGCCUGGCUGACGUUCGAGAUCAGGUGAUCUUUGCCGUGCGUCAGGAGUACGUCCAACUCGGGGACCAGGUCCUCCUCCUCCAGCCGGGCGACGAGAUAGCCAUUAUUCCCCCCAUUAGCGGAGGAUAGGAUCUCUGCGCUGUUUGGCACCACUAUGAACGGAACUGCAGAAAAACCCAAGGACUUAAUCAGAUUCACCAAUGAAAAACUCUCCGUAGAUGAAGUCUCGCAGUCGGUGAUUUCUCCGUCCUGCGGAGCCGUGUCCCUCUUUGUCGGGACAACGAGAAAUAACUUCGAAGGGAAAAAAGUGAUUAGCCUAGAAUACGAAGCCUACCUACCGAUGGCCGAAGCCGAAAUCAGAAAGAUCUGUGACGACAUCAGGCAGAAGUGGGCCGUCGGGCACAUUGCCGUAUACCACAGACUCGGCCUAGUUCCAGUGACGGAGCCGAGUGUGAUCAUCGCCGUCUCCUCAGCCCACAGAGCCGAAUCCCUGGAAGCAGUCAAGUACGGCAUCGACACUUUAAAAGCCACAGUGCCGGUAUGGAAGAAGGAAAUUUAUGAAGAUGAAUCUUCCUGGAAAGGAAACAAAGAAUGCUUCUGGACAACUGCAGAUUAACCCUUAUCGACUGUAAACCCAUCCUUCUAAAAAUUUCAGUCCACUUGCUGUAAUAGGGCGUUCUUUUCCCUCGCUUGCUAUUCUCUAUCAAAAUGAAUAUCCUUUCCAAGAAACUCA